AUGACCUUCAGCACAUGGCUUGAUGGGGUCGUAGGAGGAGGAAUUGUGGAAACAAUUACUUAUCAGGUCUACGACCGAGCCUCUGGGACCUAUGUAACACGCACCUUCCAGAAUCCCAACACGUUGCUCGAUGAUGUCGCCAGUGUGGUCUGUACCGGAGCGGCUGCUGUUAUGUGCUGGGCAGCGUGGAGGUACUACCAACGUAGUGUGUCUCUGCGCAAGUACGGCCGGGACAUGACGGCCUUGGCCGGCAAGGCAGACCCGGUGAUUGGCCGCGACGACGAGAUUGAUCGUGUUAUCUGCAUCCUCAGCCGCCGGACCAAGAACUGUGCGGCGCUAGUCGGUGCCGCAGGGGUCGGCAAGACAGCCAUUGCCGAGGGCCUCGCUCAACGCAUUGCUGCUGGGACAGUCCCUGCCGCCCUCGCUGGAGCAUGCAUUGUGGAAGUUGAUCUCGGGGCCAUGGUGGCUGGGACUAUGUUCCGUUGCAUGUUUGAGCAGCGCAUCAAGAAUGUGAUCAAGCUGGCAGAGGAUGCGGACGGCAAGGUAAUUCUCUUCAUCGACGAGAUGCACAUGCUUCUUGGCGCAGGAGGCGGUCUGGCCCAGAAGAGUACGACGGAUGCUGCCAACAUGCUGAAGCCGGCAUUGGCCCGUGGUCGUAUCCGAUGUGUGGCCGCGACGACUUUGGAUGAGUACCACAAGUACAUUGAGAAGGAUGCCGCAUUGGAGCGGCGAUUCCAAAAGGUGCAUGUCGAGGAACCGAGCACGCAGUCCACCAUUGCCAUUCUGCGAGGGCUGAAAGAAAGGUAUAAGCAGCACCAUGGCUUGGAAAUCCAGGAUGCUGCUCUUGUUGCUGCCACAACACUCGCUGCCCGCUAUAUCACUGGUCGUCAAUUUCCUGAUAAGGCAAUUGACCUGAUUGAUGAGGCAUGCGCCACUGCAGAGAAAAAGAUGAUGCAAAUUGACAAACAAGAACAGCAAUUUAGCAUUGCACUAACUUCCUCUGCAAUGAAGGAAGCAAUUGUUGGCCCAGAUCAAGUUGCACAAGUUGUGAGCCGAUGGACUGGAAUUCCUGUCACCACGCUUAAUCAAGGGGAGAAGGAUAAGUUGAUCCACCUAGCGGCUAGAUUGCAUGAACGAGUUGUUGGCCAGGAUGAAGCGGUCGCGGGCCGCCGUCUGCUGCUGGCGCUGCUCCUACGGGAGGUACUGGUCGUGGUGCUCCUCCGGUUCUUGGUGCCGCCGGCGCCGUUCCUACGAGAGGUACUGCUCGUGGUGCUCCUCCGGUUCUUGGAGCCGCCGCUGCGGGCGGUGUUGGGUGUAGCGUUCCGCUGA
Aegilops tauschii subsp. strangulata is the source of this 1329-nucleotide messenger RNA. RefSeq names its product chaperone protein ClpB1-like. The record is from RefSeq and is a predicted model, not a curated record. Gene Ontology annotation, biological process: cellular response to heat. NCBI's taxonomy places the organism in Eukaryota, Viridiplantae, Streptophyta, Magnoliopsida, Poales, Poaceae. Gene Ontology annotation, molecular function: ATP binding; ATP hydrolysis activity. Gene Ontology annotation, cellular component: cytoplasm.